AUGGCGCAGACCGUGGUGGGUGCUGCUUUGCUGGGUGCUGCAGGCACCGCUUUCUUGGCCUCUCCAGGAUCUCCAGGGCCUGUGAGCCAAACCGCUCCCAGCCUGCGCGGCACAGCGCCAGGCAACCCUGGCAGUGCGGGCAGUGCUGGUGUGGCCGGCACUGCAGCUCUGGCCAGCUUGGCAGGCGUUGCCAUGGCAGCUGCUGCCGGACGAAGGAGCGGAGCCACCAGCUGCAACGCUGCUGCUGUGAAGAAGAAGGGCGCGAAGGUGGUCCACGGCAAGGAGAUUCCAUGGAACCUGUUCUCCCCCAAGGCACCCUACCAGGGCAAGGUUGUUGAGAACGACUUCCACCCGCAGACUCUGACGGAGCCAACUGGUGAUGCCAACUGGGAGACCACCCAUGUGACCUUCGACCACGGUGGCAAGGUGCCUUACAUCGAGGGGCAGUCCAUUGGUGUUAUCGCGCCUGGCCCUGACAAGAAGGGCGAGCAGCCAGCCAAGAUCCGUUUGUACUCCAUCGCCUCCUCUGCUGUGGGAGAUGAUCAGACCUCCAAGACUGUGUCUUUGUGCGUGAAGCGAGUGGUGGAGUUGGAUGGCAAGUUCAGCAACCGAGCAAAGGGAGAGGACAAGCCUGACAAGGCAGGCACCGCUUUCCCAGACAACGAGGUCUACCGCGGAGUUUGCUCCAACCACAUCUGCGACAUGACACCAGGAGACGAGGUGCUCAUCACAGGCCCCACCGGUGCAGAGAUGUUGUUGCCAGAGGACCCGGAGGCCAACAUCAUUAUGCUUGCCACAGGCACGGGCAUUGCACCCAUGCGUUCCUACUUGAGGUUGCUUUUCCACGACAAGGCCGGUGCUGCCGCCGACGGAGGACGCAAGUUCAAGGGUAUUGCUUGGCUCUUCAUGGGUGUGCCAUAUUCCAAGUCCCUGCUGUAUGACGACGAGCAUCAGACCUACAAGAAGGAGUACCCAGAUCAGUUCCGCUAUGACUACGCCGUGAGCCGUGAGGACAAGAAUGCGGCUGGACAGAAGAUGUACAUCCAGACCAAGAUGGCCGAGUAUGCCGAAGAACUCUGGGAGAUGAUGCAGGACGAAAAGACGCAUGUCUACAUGUGCGGCUUGAAGGGUAUGGAGAGCGGCAUGGCCGAGUGCUUCGGCCCUAUUGCCGAGAAGAACGGCAUCGUUUGGACCGAGUUUGCCAAGGCCAUGAAGAAGGCUGACCGCUACCACGUCGAGGUCUACUAA
Messenger RNA from Cladocopium goreaui, 1248 nucleotides. The record is from the annotation of a GenBank genome assembly. Lineage: Eukaryota; Dinophyceae; Suessiales; Symbiodiniaceae.